AUGAGACACGGCUCGUUGGUGUUCCUUCGCUGUGCCGGUGAAUUCAUUAAUUCUAGUCUUGUGCCAGUCCGCAGGGCUGCGUGAGGCUGUAGGCUGCAUGGCACGUUAGAUGGUGAGGAUUAUAUUUCCCUUUUUGCGUUAAUUCAAGCGGCUGCUAUGUUGCCAUCGCUCGUCCGGACCCGUGUUGCUCUACCUGGAGCAGGAGCUUAGCCCAUUCGUGCCUCUCAUCCACUGCGCGGCGACUGAGCGGCGGUCAGCGGUGCGCCCCCGUUCCGCCCGCCGGCACCCCGACGAGGAUGGCCGGCCGCCGAGGCUGCGUGAACUCGCUGUGGUCGGGCACCGAGCGCGUCCGCAUCGGAGAGCGUCUCAAAGCGACGCUGGCCGGGGUGCUGGAGCUGGAGGUGCUCAGGUGCAAGCACCUGGAGAUGGUGGACGCCGCUCUGGAGGACCGAGUGUCGGCUGCGCCCAGCGCCGGGGAGCCGCGGGCGGCGGAGGAGGGGAGCGGAACCCAGGAGAGCGGCGCCUCGGAUGGCGAACAUGGCUCUGCGACAUCCCGCAGGCAACAGGCUCCGUCUCCUUCGGAUAUAGUGGUGUUGCCCUGUCAGAGCAGCCCAGAGGACUGUAGCAGUAAUUCAGGGGAUGGGACGGUCCACUCCUCAUCUGGUAGGGGGAGUAACUCACGCUGGUCUACUCUGUCCUGGGACGCCCCCUCUGAUCUGCUCUCUCCCCCAACACCGGACCCCAGUGGUACAAUCCAUCUGGACAGUGACUCCAGACCUAGUUCAGGUUUCUAUUCAGUGAGUGGGAGCUCUCUCUCGGACUCUUGCUACUCUGUGUCCAGUGAUGCUGCUCAGGGAGGACCAGUGCUACCAGCCAGACCCCUGAAGCUGUGGGAGCAGGUUCCUCCAUCUGCUGACAACACUGACAUCGUGUGGUCAGAAGGUGCAGUGCAGGUGCAGCAGCAGCAGCAGCAGCAGCAGCAGCAGCAGCAGCAGCAGCAGCAGCAGCAGCAGCAGCCUGCAUUGCAGAACAGACCGGAAGAUGGUAAACCAACAGAAGGGAUGCCAGUUUCAGUCCAAAGUGACCUUGAAGCGACUGGUCUGAGCUUUCUGUCUGAACUCUGCUCAGGACUCGGUGAGUCCCUGAUUUCCACCGUGCUCCCACUUCUCGACCCCACCUUCUCUUCCUCCGCCCCCUCCCUCCAUCCAAAACCCCAGCUGGACCCUCGCUACUGCACAGACCUGGUGUCCCGUCGGACCAAAGAGGUGUACCCCUAUCCCAGCCCGCUGCAUGCCGUCGCCCUGCAGAGCCCCCUCUUCACCUCCCAGGGCCAGGAGCAAUCAGCCUCUCCAAGCCCUGAAGGACCCCAACUAGAUGAACAGCAAGAGUCCAGCACUGAUCCAAUUCAGCCUCUCCAGUCUCAGCAGCCCCCCGCCUUGGCCUCCUUCACCCAUCUGGAGCAGUACAUCUCUCGACUGGCUCGCCAGUACCACAGCCGGGUAACCUCCUCCACCUCUGAUCUCACUUCAGCUGCCACACAUGUUCCAGUCACGCACAGAGGCCUUUGUACUCCUGGCAAAAGUCAUGGUUCAACCCAGUCCCUUUCUGCCUUUGAGAGCCGCAGUGCACUCAGCAUCACUCCCUGCAAGUCGCUGCUGGGAAACUCUGCCAGAGUCAGCCUCAGCACUACCGGGAAAAAAGCCACAAGGAAUUCAAUCAACUUGGGUAACCUUCCUUCUGCAACUGGAGAGGACUUGAACAUAAAUCUGCAUCUGAACCUCAACUUGAACCUGACUCCUGGUUUAAACUCUAGCCGGGGGCUAGAUGACAAUCCCAAAAAUGGCAGUUGUGGAGCUUUGAGGAGCGACUUUGCUGCAUCUUCUACAGCCUCUGCAACAUCACUCUCCUCUGCUACACCCACCCCAGCACUUAGGACUCGCCCUCGCAUUUCAACAUGUCCAAGCAGCCUGAGCCACCGCAGUUCCCUGGAGGUCACCUCAGGGUCUGGAUCCAGUCCUGGAUUUGGGUCAUCUGCCUUCUGUCGCUCAUUAGACUGGAGCAGCAGUGCUCCUCCUGAGACAGGACCAUCGGUGUUUGGUACAAAUUCUGGAUCAGCUCCUGGGUCUCAGCGCAGCAGCUUGAUCCAAGAGUCCAGCUCCAGUCCCAUGCUAUGCGAAGACUCCCCCAUGGUGGAAGAGAUCUCCCGCCUCUCUGGCCUCUCUAGGGCUGUUGUGGUUGGACUAAUGGAACAAGGUGUGGAGUUGGAUAUUGACUGCUUCCAAACUGACACUGCGGGCGAGGUGAAGGGUCACAGUAAAACUCACCUGACAGCCCAGACUGAUCAGUCACACGACUAUACCAGACUGACAGACCUGAAUCCGCAGAGACCGAUACAGCUGUCCCUCAGUGUCACCCAUUCUCCUCAGUCUCAGUCCAGCCUCACCCCUCCUCUUUCACACUCCAGCAGUCCCAUACACCCUUAUCAGUCCAUCCAUAUUCCCUCUCCCCACUACUCCUCACACUGCCACUACCAGCAUAUCCCUCCCUCAUCCGACCUUCCCUCUUCCACAGCUUCCUCCCCGGCCUCCCGCCCCACCCCCCGGGGCCGCUCCCCUCCCCGGCCUCUCCAGCCAUCCCCUCUGGGUGCCACCCCGCUCUCUGUUUUCCGACGGGAUGCGCCCUUCCAGUGCUCCCUGCCUCGCACCAAUACAAGGAGCUCUCCUUUGGAGCAUGGCGGCAUCCAACCAAGGGGUGGAUCUCUUCGGCAGAGUGGGGGAGGAAGUGGGGGUAGCGGCGGCUGGAAGAGGGUGGAGGGGGAGGGGCUUUAUAGAGGAAAGCAUGCCUCACACAAGUUGAUCAGGGCAGCCACAGUAAGCAGCUAUGCCAAGAGAGAGGACUAUAGCUCCGUUUGGGGUGAGGACCAGGACCGAUCAGCAGCCCAGCCACCCAGGAAGGCCUCCAACAAACUCUGGAGGGGCUUUGAGGGACGUUUCAGAGGCAAAGAGUCCGAAAGCGAAAGGGAGGAGAUGGACAGAGCUGAAUAUGGCUACGGUUGGAGGAGGAACAGCAUCGGAAGCUGGAGGAGGGAGCAUCGAAAGUUGAAGGCUUCAUCUAGCAGCAACGACAGGAGGCCAAAAGUGGAGAACUCCCCCAUCUUCUCAAAGAAAAGAGGCAAGGAAGAAGGGGAGAGACGCAGCUCCAGUCUUAGGCUUUCCAGGAGAGCCUUGUUCAGGAGUGAGUCCCAAGGCCUGCUGGUGCCUCGUAACCACAGCGACGAGCCCACGAAGCGGGCACACUGGGUCUCCUCAUUAGACGUGGGGCAAGGUGGCGUGUACAUCAGCAAAGAAGAAGGGGUCAGACUUCUGAGGGCAAAGGAGGAAGACAAACGCCUGUCCUCCACCGCUAGCCUCUUUAACCUCUCUCGUUCUCAGAGCCUGGAGGGCAGCUGCCAUUCCCUCUCCCCUCUCUCGUCCCCUUCCUUUUCUCCAUCUCCUCCUCCCCGGUUGCCCCUCCAGCGCUCUCGAUCACUGAGGGACUUGGGGAGGAGAGUGUUUGGCUCCAUGAGGUCCCUGAGUCUCAAACGGAAGCCAUCCAAGAAAUGACUCUGGUACAAUAAAUGAACAUCACUGUAACAUCUUUCAAGUGUCAUAUUCAAAACACCAGUGGUGGUUGGUAUUAUAUUUCACGUUAAAGGAUGUGCCAAUUUUUAAUUUUCAAGCUUCAAAGAUGUACGAUUGGUUAGACGCAUACACUGGUUCAUAUUACUGGCUUUAAGAUAUCUGCCAGUCCUUUCAUCCACCACCAAUAUGAUGGAAGAUCCUCCCAGGCACAUAAAGUAAAACCUAACUGUUAAUUUUGUUUUUUGGCUCAUGUUUUUCAUUGUGGUAAUGUUUUUUCUAAAUUUUUGAAGACAUCACAACUUUUCUUAGCCCCCGAAAACUAAAAAAUGUACGUGAAAUUGCUCCAAACAGGUUCUGCAGCAUAAACAAGAGUGCUUUGUAGCCAAACAAUUGCACUGUUACUCCCAAAGACUUUCCUCACUGACAAUGUAUUAAUGUUAAUUCUUCACCCGACAGUAGCAAGCAACCACUGUAGGAUGCUGCAUGGCCCAGCAGAGAAAUGUCAGUGAAGAAACCAUAGGUGACAACUGUGUAAUUCCUUUUAGAAACCACAAAUAAUUACAAACUUUUUAAACACCUUUAAGUGAGAGUUUUUCAUAGUGUGAAUGCUGGUUCAAAGGAUUUGACAUCACAACAUUGUUCUGGGUCCUUUUGUGGCUGAAAAGCAGCUUCAUUUAAAGAAUACUGACUAUGAACUCAUAAUAUUGGCUAUUAGCAGCUUCAUUACACAUUGGUUGAAUCCUCCUGUAACCAUUAGUAUGAAUGUGUAUGUGUACACUCCCCUUCUGCAUGCUGCUCUGUGACUUGUUCAGUGAUUAUAGCUAUUGUGAGAAUGUGAUAUUUCUCUUUAAUGGGCAAUACUGCCUCUGAAGUACAAUCAUAUUGGCCAGAUAAUGACCAAAACCAGGCAAAUACUCUUUAACUUGAUAUUGUGCUCAGGAUUUUCAGAUAAAUAUUGAACGAUUAAAAUAUUGAUGAUUUAUUUGAGACAAAAUGUGGCUUCUCAUGGCUUACGAUAAAUAAAAGAA
Messenger RNA from Chelmon rostratus (copperband butterflyfish), 4648 nucleotides. RefSeq names its product ataxin-2 homolog. Bases 297 to 3602 code for a protein of 1101 amino acids. The record is from RefSeq and is a predicted model, not a curated record. Gene Ontology annotation, biological process: negative regulation of nodal signaling pathway. Gene Ontology annotation, cellular component: cytoplasm. NCBI's taxonomy places the organism in Eukaryota, Metazoa, Chordata, Actinopteri, Chaetodontiformes, Chaetodontidae. The transcript has 4 exons.